AGGGGAGGGAGCAGAAUGGCAGCCUGGGGGGAGGAAAAAGCAGACGAGGCAGAGGGUGUCAGCUGCUGCAUAUAAUGGCCGGUCCAUCCCUUUUUGACUCAUUUCCUCCUUCUCCCUCUUCUCUUCUGCUUGUGUAGCUCUCCGUGCAAACCUAAAGUCAUCAUGUCUCAAGUGGAGCAGGGCAUGGCAAUGCUCAUCAGUGCCUUUCAUAAAUACUCUGGCAAGGAGGGAGACAAAUGUACUCUUUCCAAGGCAGAGCUAAAAGAUCUGCUAACCAAUGAGCUGAAAGACAUUUUUGGGAAAACCCAAGACAAGGGAGCACUGGACAAGAUUUUUAGGGACCUGGAUGCUAAUGCUGAUGGUGUUGUGGACUUCCAAGAGUAUGUCACCCUGGUGGCCUGCAUUACCAUGCUCUGCAACGAGUUCUUCCAAAAGCAGCGCUAAAUGGGGACUGACCCUUACCAGCCACAGUAGUGCAUAAACACACAUACCAAUUAUCUAUAUAUUUUUUUGUUGUUUGAUACACAGAAAGAAAUGUUUGGCAUCAUACAAUGAUAAAUGAAUGUGACAAAAAAAAUUUGAAAUAAACUAUAUUAAUAAGUUUUAAAUAAAA
This is a messenger RNA of Pangasianodon hypophthalmus (striped catfish), 613 nucleotides long. RefSeq names its product ictacalcin 2 (gene icn2). NCBI's taxonomy places the organism in Eukaryota, Metazoa, Chordata, Actinopteri, Siluriformes, Pangasiidae. Gene Ontology annotation, molecular function: transition metal ion binding; calcium ion binding. Bases 163 to 444 code for a protein of 93 amino acids. The record is from RefSeq and is a predicted model, not a curated record. The transcript has 3 exons.